Molecule: messenger RNA, 1344 nt
Organism: Phytophthora sojae
Lineage: Eukaryota; Oomycota; Peronosporomycetes; Peronosporales; Peronosporaceae
Exons: 5
Biological process (GO): regulation of cilium movement; axonemal dynein complex assembly; cilium-dependent cell motility
Cellular component (GO): axoneme; axonemal dynein complex
Source: RefSeq, a predicted model, not a curated record
CGCGUGCAGAAGCUGCAGCAGGAGGCCGUCGACAGCGGCGCCAAGAACGCCGCCGUGGAGAUGCGCUGGGCCGACCUCUUCGAGGACGCGGUGAUCCGCGAGUUCCAGAACCAGCUCAAGGCCAAGGACGAAGAGUACGUGGCGGCGCUCAAGGUGCAGGCCGAAGAGGAUGAGUACGAGCUCGAGCUCGAGCAGAUGGAGGACGCCUUCCUCAAGGAGCGCGACGAGCGCAUCGCCAACAACAAGCUCGAGAUCGACUCGCUGUUCGAGCGCAGACGCGAGAUGGAGAUGGUCUACAUGGAAGCUAAGCAGACGCGCGACGAGCAGUAUCUGCAGGAGAUCGAGGAGCUGCGAGUGCGCGAUGCGGAGGACUACAACGAGCUCAAGAUCAAGCUCGAGACCAACAUCCAGACGCUCGAGCAGCAGCUCGAAGAGAUGCGCGCCACGUACCAGCUCAACACGGAGAGGCUCGAGUACAAUUACCGAGUGCUGACGGAGCGCGACAUGUUGAACUCGGCCACGCUCAGUCAGCAGAAGCGGAGGCUGUCUCGACUGAAAGACGCGCUGGCCACUCUGAUCGCCAAGUACAACCAGACCGACGCUCGGGACCGACACCAAAACGAGGAGCUCACGGAGGAGUAUCGGCGCCUCACGAAGCAGUACCUCGACCUGCAGCGGAAGUACGCGCACUUCGAAACCAGCGACAGCAACAAGUACGACGAAGUGUGGCAGAUGCACGAGGAGGACGCGAUUCACAAGAUCGAGAAGCUGCUGGACGCCGAUCGCAUCAUCCACGAGCAGCAGCUUGGCCUCGCGUGGCGGCCACCGGCUCAGUCCAUCCGUAAUUGGAGUCAGUCUGCAAAGGCUGGCGAUGCAGCAGCUCUCCAGAAGCAGCUCGAGAACGGAGACGAGUCGUCGCCCGAUUCCAACGAGAGCGAUAAGGGCGGCAGCAGGCGAGACGACAAUGGCGCCAACGCCGACCAGGACGAUUUCGACGACGAAUCGGUCGAAGCCUACACGCCGCCAGUCAAGAAAAUAUCGGGCGCGAAGCUCAAGUACAUGCUGAAGAUGCUCGCGUCCAAGGCUGGCUUCCUGGUGAACGGCAGCGUGCAGCAAGCGCUGGAGAAUUUGCCCGAUGACGAGGCGGAGCUUGAGGACAUGGAGAAGCUCAUGGGGUACUUCUUCGAGGACCCGCGACAAGAGGUUCCUGGUAGUGGUGACAACAACCGGGAGGGCAAUUCACCCGGCAAGGACGGGGCCAAGACAUCGUGGGGCCUUAUGGUCGGCCCGGAGGACGUCAUCCGAGUCAUCAAGCAGUUCGUUGAGUCCAUUUCGCUUAAGUAG